ACUACGGUAGCGGUGGCUGGUUGUGGCGGCGGUGGUGGUGGGAGGACCUUACCACCUUGCAACACGGGGAUACCUUUACAAAAGCACGCGCCACCAUGAGGAUAUCCGCCCCCUCCUGUCUCUGUCCCUUUCUGGUCUGCCUCUGUUUCAUCCAGAGGUGCUACGGGGCGAGCCACCACCUCCCCGCCAAAGUGCCCUCUUUCAGGAACGGGACCAAACUGGCCAACGGGGAGACGGAGGUGCAUCACAGGCCGAAGCGCGGCUGGAUCUGGAACCAGUUCUUUGUUUUAGAAGAACACCUGGGAACAGAAGCACAGUAUGUUGGAAAGCUUCACUCUAACUCGGACAAAGGCGAUGGAUCCGUCAGGUACAUUCUGAGCGGGGAUGGAGCUGGGAAUAUAUUUGUUAUCGACGAAGUGACGGGGGAUAUUUCCGCCACCAAAAGCUUGGAUCGAGAAAGUAAAUCGCAUUAUGUCCUGCAUGCACAAGCCUUGGACCGCAACACAGAGGAGGCGCUGGAACCAAAGUCGGAAUUCAUCAUCAAAGUACAAGACAUCAAUGACAAUGCACCAACAUUUCCAGAUGGACCCGUUGUAGCUACGGUGCCGGAGAUGUCUGAAUUGGGCACUUCGGUGUUGCAAGUAACUGCGUCUGAUGCUGACGAUCCCACCUACGGAAACAGUGCCAGAAUAGUCUACAGUGUUCUACAAGGACAGCCAUAUUUCUCCAUCGACCCCAAAACAGGCAUCAUCAGGACGGCCUUAUCUGAGAUGGACCGGGAAGCCAGAGAACACUACACCGUCGUUAUCCAAGCCAAAGACAUGGCGGGUCAGGUGGGGGGGCUCUCCGGCUCCACCACCAUCAACAUCACGCUGACGGAUGUGAACGACAACCCACCAAUGUUCCCCCAAAAAAAUUACCAGCUGUACGUCCCUGAAUCGGCUCAAGUAGGAAAACCGGUGGGGAAGAUCAAAGCCACUGAUGAGGACCUUGGCAUCAAUGCAGAUAUCAAGUACAGCAUCAUUAAUUCCGAAGGGGCCAACACGUUCUCCAUCUCCACGGAGAGGGACACGAGAGAGGGGAUCAUAAGCCUCAAAAAGCCUCUGAACUAUGAGAGAAAGAAGACCUACACUCUUCACAUCGAGGGGACCAAUACACAUGUGGAUCCACGUUUCUCUUAUCUCGGCUCCUUCAAAGACACCGCCACCCUUAAAAUCACAGUGGGGGACGUGGACGAAGCGCCCGUAUUCUCCAUAGAUCAUUACAUCAUGGACGUGUACGAGAACUCGCCGAGCGGCACGGAGGUGGGCGCCGUAACGGCUCGAGACCCCGACAGCAGGAACAGUCCUGUUAGGUACUUCUUGGACAGCAAAGAGGAAGGAGUGCGGUACUUCAGGAUCGAUGAGAACAGUGGAUUAAUACGGACUACUCAGUCUCUGGACAGAGAAGACAUGUCCUGGCACAAUAUAACUGUGAUGGCCUCGGAGGUUGACAACCCCAGCUUCCUCAGCCAUGUUCCUGUUACCGUCCAGGUGCUGGAUGUGAACGACAACCCGCCAGAAAUAGCUACAGACGAGGAGGUCAUUGUGUGUGAGAGCUCCAGGCCGGGACAGGUGAUCCAGACCGUCACUGCAGUGGAUAAGGAUGACUUUGCCAAUGGACAGCGCUUCUCCUUCGCUUUCCCCAGCCAACUGCCGGUUAAUCCCAACUUCACCCUGAAGGACAACGAAGACAGCUCGGCCAGCAUCAUUGCCAGGCGGAGGCGCUUCAACCAGCAGACCCAGGAGCUGUACGAGCUGCCCAUCGUGGUGUGGGACGGCGGGGAGCCCUCUCUGAGCGGCACCAGCACCCUGACCCUGAGGGUGUGCCCGUGCCAGCGCCACGGCAGGGUCCGGAUGUGCCAAGGCGAGGCGUUCCUCUCCUCCGCGGGGCUCAGCACCGGAGCACUGAUCGCCAUCCUGCUGUGCAUCGUCAUCCUGCUGGUCAUUGUGGUUCUCUUCAUCACACUGAGGCGGAGCAAGAAGGAGCCGCUUAUAAUCUCUGAAGAGGACAUCCGAGAGAACGUAGUCACGUAUGACGAUGAGGGCGGAGGCGAGGAGGACACCGAGGCCUUCGACAUCAUCGCCCUUCGUAACCCCUCUGCCGCCGAGGAAUUCAAGUUCCGACGGGACAUUCGGCCGGAGAAAAGAAAACACUGCGCGCUCCCCCGCAGCCACCGGGCCGCAGCAGUGGAGCUGGACGAGUCGGAUGUGCACGAGUUUAUCAGGCAGAGACUGGUGGAGGCCGACAUGGAUACCAGCGUGCCGCCUUACGACUCUCUCCAGACCUACGCCUACGAGGGCCAGGGCUCCCCCACGGGCUCCGUCAGCCCUUUAGACACUCCCGGAACACAAUCAGAGCAGGAUUAUAACUACCUAGACGACUGGGGGCCCCAGUUCCAGAAACUGGCAGAACUCUACGCAGAGGCAGAGUCAGAGGUGACCGCCUAGUCUGGGAUAUCCCUCCUGUUUGAAAUACAUUUUUCAAAAAGCAAACUAUACGAACAAACAGAUGCUUUCAAACUGUUCCGGGGGUUUACAACUGUUGAACUAAAAAGACUGCUCUAUCCUUUUUUUUUUUUUUCAUUUUGUCAGUUUGAGCCAUUCAUCUGGAAGUAUCGAAUCAGAUUUUGAGAGUGAAGAACAACAAUAUGGGGGGGAAAGGAUAUUUUCCUUGGUGUAUAUUUUUUAUUGCUCAAUAAAGUCCUGAAAUCCA
Molecule: messenger RNA, 2754 nt
Organism: Trematomus bernacchii (emerald rockcod)
Lineage: Eukaryota; Metazoa; Chordata; Actinopteri; Perciformes; Nototheniidae
Product: cadherin-18
Exons: 11
Coding region: 96-2489 (797 amino acids)
Biological process (GO): adherens junction organization; calcium-dependent cell-cell adhesion; multicellular organism development
Cellular component (GO): catenin complex; plasma membrane; adherens junction
Molecular function (GO): calcium ion binding; cadherin binding
Source: RefSeq, a predicted model, not a curated record